AAAACAACCCCAUCCUUCCGUUUCUCGUUGAUGGGGGCGAGCGUUGCGUCAAAACGGGAAACGAGGAGUGGCGCGUGGAUGCGCUUAAAUAGCCCGACUUUUAGAUAUGGUGCACGAGGCUGCUCGCCGUCUGCACGUGCGCGCUUUGGUGGCACUCUGGCUCGGGACGCUUCACGGAUGCGGGAAUAGUCAAGCAGCCCCGAACCCUUCUUCACCACUGCAAAGUUCCAACUGGGGCAACCCGAGGAGAUACGUGCACCUGCGCACCAGCACCGAGUUUAACAACUUCUACCUGGAGAUCAGCCUGACUGGGCACGUGCGCAAAACGACGCACCGGGGCUCAUACAGUGUGAUGGUACUGAAAGCCGAGAGCAGGGACCAGGUCGCGAUAUUUGGAGUAAAGAGUAACCGGUUCUUGUGCAUGGACGCACAUGGGAAUCUUUUCACUUCUGCGGUUUGCCACAGAGACGACUGCCUCUUCCAUCACAAGCUCUUGGAGAACCACCGGGACGUGUACUACUCGACCCGGAGCGCAGUGCUGCUGGAUUUAGACGGCGUGAAGCAGGUGUACUCGGCGGGCCGCAAUCUGCCGCAGACGGCGCUGUUCCUGUCUGAGAGAAGCACGGUCCCGCUGGAGCGCCUGCAGCACCGCGAGCGACGCGGCCGCCAGGACGAGGCUCCCGAAGGGCAGCGCGCGCGCCCGCGCGACGCCUUCCACGCCGAGGAGUCGGACUCGCGCGCCGCCCGCGACGACGACGCGGAGUUUCCCGAAGACCGCGGCGGGGCCUCGCGCGAGACUCGCGCGUCGCCCGGCGACGACGACCCGUGGGACGCGGAGCACGUCAGGAGCCCAGGGAGUCCACGGAUGUCCGGAACGGUUGGAUGAAGUCACCAAAGCAUUCGAUCUGCAAAGUCAAAUCAUCUUCAUCAUCAUCAUCAUCCAGAGCACGCGUUGCGUUACAGAAAUACACACAAGCUGUGGUUCAGAACUGUGUGAUUGAAUCUUUUCCAUGUACUUGAAUCCAAGGGGAAGUUUCUAUUUCUUUUCUUAGUAUGUUGUGUAAAAUAUACCAAAACUUUUAAUGAGCACAGGGUCAUGUUUCUUACCUGGUGUUAAUGAAGAAGAAAGAGAUUUUCCUUUAAAAAGAAUGAUUCCAAAGUAAAAAAUAAAAACACUUUGAAUUGUUUAAUUUGUACCAGUUCAUAUAUAUAAAUUACAUUCCCUAUCUGACAAAAACUUCUACUGGUGCAGGACACCAACCUUAGACAUAAUUUGCAGUCUUCUUUAUAUAUAUAUUAAAAAAGAUUGUAUGUAUUAAUUUAUUUAAAUCAAUUGUUUUUAUUUAUAGUAUUAUUUAUAUGACUAUACAAUGCAAUGUACAUGAUUAUAUUCAUUCUGUCUCC
Molecule: messenger RNA, 1404 nt
Organism: Silurus meridionalis
Lineage: Eukaryota; Metazoa; Chordata; Actinopteri; Siluriformes; Siluridae
Gene: fgf23
Product: fibroblast growth factor 23
Exons: 4
Coding region: 107-886 (259 amino acids)
Biological process (GO): positive regulation of cell population proliferation; positive regulation of protein phosphorylation; cell differentiation
Cellular component (GO): cytoplasm
Molecular function (GO): type 1 fibroblast growth factor receptor binding; growth factor activity
Source: RefSeq, a predicted model, not a curated record